AUGCGCAACAACCCACUAGCUCAAGAGGCACCGACAAACCGACAUAAAUCCAUUUCCGGAGGUUCCACGGCGAAGGCUGCUACCGCUGCCUCUGCCACCGCGGCCGAUGCUAAAAAGAGUGACUGGCGCCGGAAGCACGAGGAAUUUAUCCAAACCAUCCGGGCGACCAAGGAGUUGAAAUCAAGGGCGGCAAGCUUUCGGACAUGCCGUUUCAACCGGACUGCGGUCGAACGACACAUUCCCAAGUGCGCCACCAUGAUCCACAACAAACCGAAACCGACCGCGAAAGCGAAGCGAUUCUAA
Messenger RNA from Ochlerotatus camptorhynchus, 303 nucleotides. RefSeq names its product zinc finger C2HC domain-containing protein 1A-like. NCBI's taxonomy places the organism in Eukaryota, Metazoa, Arthropoda, Insecta, Diptera, Culicidae. The coding region runs from base 1 to 303 and encodes 100 amino acids. The transcript is spliced from 3 exons. The record is from RefSeq and is a predicted model, not a curated record.